Molecule: messenger RNA, 1051 nt
Organism: Meira miltonrushii
Lineage: Eukaryota; Fungi; Basidiomycota; Exobasidiomycetes; Exobasidiales; Brachybasidiaceae
Exons: 1
Source: RefSeq, a predicted model, not a curated record
AUGAGUGAAGACGAUGAGACGAUGGUCUUAGCUACCAUUAUGCAACAGCGAAUGGACAUGCUUGACUCAAACCCUGAAAUGGUUGAAGUUACCAGCAAAAACUAUGAUGUAGCUGCUCGUGCAGCUGAAGUCCUCCGAAGACAUUAUAUCAUGGAUACUGCUCAUUCUCCAGCCAAGCCUGCUACACCUCGUCCUUCUGCUCCCAUCAUUGCAAGCACACCGCUUGUGCCUGGCGCAUUUCCCGGUUCCAGCAGCCAUCUUCAGGAUGAUCGGAAAAGGCAAAGAUGUUUAGCAAACAUGAUGCGAAAGCGAAUGGACCUGUUUGACUCAAAUCCUAAAAUGGUUGAAGUUACCAGCAGAAACUAUGAUACAGCUGCUCGUGCAACUGAAGUCCUCCGAGCAUAUCACAAUUGUGUGCCACAUACUUUCUUGGAAAAUGAUUUCGAUAUGGAUACCCGCACUAUCACAUAUUUGGAUGGAUCUCAACUUCAGGAUGAUCCGGAAAGGCAAAAAAAGCAAAAUGUCACUUCUGGGAUGCUGGAUCUCACAAAAUUCUCAAAUGCAGAUUGGACACGAUUGAUUGGUUUUGUUGAUGCCAAGAUCGUGGCUCAUGCCAACAAUCUUCGUGAAGAACGGGAAAUUGGGAAAGGCGAGGCAUACCUAUCUGCAUUGAAGAGUCUCAACCAAUCUGACAUCGUGAUAGAAUUCUUGGAGGAGAAUGAAAUUCUCGAUCAUUCUGAACUUCACGAAUGGUCAAAGAAGCUAAUGAAAAAACGCAUUUUCGUCUUGCUGAAGAAUGCCCUUGAGGAGCUGCAAAAAAGAUAUCCUGAUCUGGAUGUGAGUGCUGUGACGAUUGAAUAUGUUGCAGAGGAGGAGGAUGACACUUCUCCUGCUACACCAUUACGUCAGGACAGCACAAUCGAUGAUAGUGGAAUUGCAGAAGUUGCUCAAAGUGUACCGUCAAAGAUGAUGAAUGGGAGCACACCAGCAAAUCAUAGCUCGCAUCUUAAAGAAGUAACAUUUGCCGAUUCACUGGAAAGAGGCCCGCAAA